Fulvia fulva is the source of this 1899-nucleotide messenger RNA. Its product is annotated as Rhomboid protein 1, mitochondrial. The coding region runs from base 1 to 1899 and encodes 632 amino acids. NCBI's taxonomy places the organism in Eukaryota, Fungi, Ascomycota, Dothideomycetes, Mycosphaerellales, Mycosphaerellaceae. Gene Ontology annotation, molecular function: serine-type endopeptidase activity. The record is from RefSeq and is a predicted model, not a curated record. Gene Ontology annotation, cellular component: membrane. The transcript has a single exon.
AUGAAUAAUGUGUGGACGACGAUAGCACUCCGAACGCCAUGCGCCGCCGUACGAUCGAACACGCGAGGCACGCCUCUGCUGCAUCUCUUCCACAGCUAUGCAAAGCAGCACUCGUCUCUGACGCUCGCCAUACCAUCGUGCGCACGAGCUCGGUCGAGAUGGGUCACGAAGGAGAUGGCGUGUGCUGUGAAGCAAGAUCGCUCUUUCACAGCGACAUCUGCGGUAGCAGCCAAGUCAAGGAACAACCGCACGCCAUCAGCACCCAAGUCGAAUCCUAAGAUCGCGUCUCGCACGGCAGAAGCGCGGAACGACGCCAGGCUCCAGGCCGCGCCGACAGUGGCUUCGCAUACGGAAGGAGUGCCCGCCGGAGGAGAAGAAGAAGAAGAAGAAGAAGAAGCUUUGACAUGGCGAGACUACGACCCUGCAGGCGGGAUGCCAUUGCCGAAUGGUGAGCUGAGCCAGCCAGAAAUCAACGCCGUCUUCAACGGCGAAGAGGUCGAUGCUGAUACCGGCAACUACAUUCUCUCGGUAAUGCAUUGGCGCCGAAUGUCGGGGGCAUUGAUCGAUGUUGGCCUGGACUUUCCUAACGACAGUGGUGUGCAUCGAGACUGGGCAUUAAAAGGUCUGCAAUACGUUCGAGUGAUAGUACCCGACGUGGAUGAGUCUGCGGCUGGUCAAAGCUGGGCAGAAGAGGAAUCACAACGGCUGCAGGAAGAGAUCCAGGCACGCGCCGUCAAGCUAGGCAUCUACAAGGCCGCCCCAGAGGAGGAGCAGGAGCAGGAGCAGGCGCAAGAAGACUCUCCUUACGCGCCAAGUCAGCUUCAGAGGAUGAGGGAAGAGAAGGAAGCUGCCUGGGAGAAAGAGCAAGAGCGGCGUGCUGUACAACAAGAUCAUAGCAGAGCCGCCGCCCUCCACUCCAAUCGGGGUCCUCUCGAGCUCGGCGCAGGUGUGCAACCGACCAUACAAGCCCGUACCAACAUGGCAACCAAACAAGUCGACAUCAUCCGAGCUCCAGCAGGCGGCGUCAACAUCCGCCCACCGGCCCCCAAGGCCUGGCUGCAGCCUGUCAAGCGAAAGCCAUGGGUAAAAUACUACGAAGAACAAGCUGAAGUCAUCAAAGGCCUCUCCGUUCCCCAACUCAGCCUCCUCCAACGCCUAGGAGGCCCAUUUCUAGUGACCCUCCUUGUCCUCGCCGGCUGCUACUAUCUCAGCGAGAACUACACACCACCUCCCAAAUCCGCGCGCGUCUGGCCAGAUACAGCACCUUCUGCGGCAACACUAUGGGCUGUUACCGGCGUCCUCGUAGCAGGUUUCAUCAUGGGCCGCAUGCCGCCUUUGUGGCGUGCGUACAGCAAGUACAUGACGUUGGUCACCGCAUAUCCCAACUCGCUCAGCGUCAUUGGAGCAAUAUUCCGUCAUGACACAGUUGCGCAUUUGGGGUGGAAUCUGUUGACGCUCUGGUUCAUAGGUCUUUCACUUCACGAAAAUGUUGGCCGAGGCACCUUCUUAGCAAUCUUCCUAGCCACGGGCACGGCAGGUGCAUUCGCUUCCCUCGCAGUCAACGUCCUUCGACAGCAAUGGACGGCCUACAUAUUUGGCUGCUCUGGCUCCGUACUGGGCGUAUUUGCCGCGCUAUGCACUCUUAGACCGAACAGCACGAUUAGCGUGUUUGGUUACGAUGUACCAAUCGCAGCAUGGGUCUUCCUUGCACUAUUUGGUUCCCUUGAAGCGAUUGCCAUUGUCAGAAGAUUGCCGACUGCCAUUGACCAUGUUGGUCAUUUGGGCGGCAUGGUGACUGGUUUUGGCGCAGGGCUUUGGAUGAGGCAGAAAGUGCGGAGGGAGCAAAUGGUAGCCACACCGUCGGAAGAAGCCCGCCAGCCCACUGCUGCACCUCAAUGA